AUGUGUGUUAGCAUCAUAUUGCAUACUGCAGCACAACCUGUAAAGACGGAAAAGAUUCUUGAUAUUUUGGGAACGGACAACGUCAUUAUCACUGAUCUGAAGCCAGAGACAACUCUGAAGGAAGUUGAUGAUUUAUCAUAUCUUGGUGUAGCACCCGAAGCAAAGCGAACCGUUAGAAUACAACUUUCGGCAGUCUCAUUGGAAUGCUUGCCAUGUAAACAUAAUAUUUGUUCAACAUGUAUGGAAGAAUACAAAAUAUUGCCCAUUCCCGUUUGCCCAGCGGAAGAUUGUUCAGGAAAAGCAUCUGAGGUGGAUGAGUCCAAUCUGUGCGACGGUAUAUGUAAAAAAUACGUGGAAGAAGGCAAAUACAUAACGACAAGUUGCUGUCAAGCAAAAAUAUGCUCCGCUUGUUUCGAGACUAUUUCCGGUCGUAAAUAUUCAACAGGUGUUGAAGAAAGGUGUCCUUCUACUGAAUGCCUUAGACAUGCUGACAUAGCUCGAUGCCAAGCUGAAGUCAAAUGUAAAAACUUGCCAAUUAGUGGAUUCCCGUCAAAAGAUGAAUGCGAACACGCUAUGUGCAUUCAAUGCCUGGAGAAGAUGAUCGAUAACUGUGAAUCUGCUGGUUCUCUACCACGUUGUCCUAACGAAUCAUGCAAUGCGUUGUAUAAUGUGGAAUCCGUAAUCGCAAUGCGUGCAAUGCUACCGGGAAAAUCGGCAUUCUUCAAUAAACUUUCACUGGAUAAUAACUACUAUUACUUGAUCAAGGAUGAAAUAGUUACUCCAAUAAAAUUUUCUGCAAAUUUUAAAUCGGUACAGAGAUAUUGUGAAAUAGAUGUUAAACUAAGCGAUGGUACUGAAAGUAGGAAACUUCCAUUCGAUCGAAUAGGAACAAUUGCUGAUUUGAUCAGGGAGAUAAGAAGAGAAUUGAAUAUCGCUCCUGAAGAAAAGGUUUACGGAUAUUAUUUGACACGACCGUUAAAUGUCGAAGGUAAAUCUGAUGAUGAUGGCUACUGGGAUAAACCAGCAGAGAAAUUAGAUAUUAACGCCGAAUCGAUCAAUGAAACUGUGGAAAAGUUAAACCUUUCGACAGCGAUCACAAUUGUGGCUGAUAUAGCUGGAAUCGUGCAGGUUAAAAAUGAUACGGCAUUAAAUGAUACAGGAAUUUGA
Messenger RNA from Brugia pahangi, 1167 nucleotides. Lineage: Eukaryota; Metazoa; Nematoda; Chromadorea; Rhabditida; Onchocercidae. The record is from the annotation of a GenBank genome assembly.